AUGCAUUCGCUCAAGAUCCGCUGGUCGCCAGCAACGCCUUCAUGGCCAGCGGCAACCCCCCAGCCCAAGCACCCUCCAUUCGGCUACUUAUUGCUCCUCGUCUUCGAGGCCGUGCUGGAGGUCGUCUGUGUCUGCUUGCCCGGCUACAUUGUCGCCCAACAGGGCCUCUUCGACGCCGACGCCCAAAAGUUUGUCGCAAACCUGAACGUAAUGCUCUUCACCCCCUGUCUGAUUUUUGUCAAGUUGGGCUCCCAAUUGACCGCGGAGAAACUCACAGACCUGGCGAUCAUCCCGGUGAUCUUCAUUGUUCAGACCUUAGUCUCAUACUCUUGCGCCUGGGCUGUCACCAGAUGCUUUCACUUCAAGAAGCGCAAGUCGAACUUCGUUACGGCGAUGGCGGUCUUUGGCAACUCCAAUUCGCUGCCGAUCUCCCUGGUCGUUUCCCUAUCGCAGACCCUUCGAGGCUUGCACUGGGAUAGGAUACCACACGAUAACGACGAUGAAGUCGCAGCGCGAGGUAUCUUGUACUUACUCAUCUUCCAGCAGCUAGGUCAACUGGUACGUUGGAGUUGGGGAUACCGUGUUCUGCUAGCGCCAAAAGACCAAUACCUCGAGGAUUCUGACCAGAGCUCGAACGGUUCAUCCAUCAUUGAACAAGGCCAAGCACGAUAUACCGACAAUCCCGAACAAACAGAACCGGAUGAGCCACUCCUUCGCACGCGCAGCUCGGAUAGUUUACAUCGAGCUUCCAAUGGUCCAAUUCACGAUGAUGGCAAUUUCCAAUCAGGCGAUCAGACUCCGAUCUCGACACGCGCCUACUCAUACUCGAAGGUCUCAUCGGUUCAUUCCAGGGCCGCAUCAAUACACAGCGGCCUCGAUUCCGAUCUCUCGCCAAGAACGAUCGGUCCGCCACCCCGUGGACCAUUCCUACCGCGCCAAAGUACGGGAGAAGACAUGCUGUCAUUCCCCGACGUGGAAUCCACUGCGCGGGAAUUGCAAGCAUCAGAGGAAACACUUGUAGGCCGCUGGAAGGCAUCUUUCCGACGCCGCUGGCACGGUUUUCGCGAAUCAUGGGCGGCGAAGACCAACGCACUUUAUGAUCGUCUUCCACCAAAGACACAGAAGGGCCUAUCAGCUACAUCCCACGGCUUGGGCCGUUUCUUCCGUGGCGUAUGGAGUUUCAUGAACCCGCCUCUCUGGGCAAUGCUCGUCGCUAUCGUUGUCGCCUCGGUCCCAUCUUUACAACACCUAUUCUUCGACAAAGGCACUUUCAUUAGCAACUCCGUCACCAGCGCCAUUCAACAGAACUCCCAGGUAGCCGUCCCGCUCAUUUUGGUGGUUCUUGGGGCCAACCUAGCCAGAAACACACUCUCUGAAGAAGCCCUUGACGAUAUGGAACAUCCCGCCGAUGAACGCAAGCUCAUUAUUGCGGCGCUGAUUUCACGAAUGCUGCUACCGACUCUGAUCAUGGCACCGAUCAUCGCUCUCAUGGCAAAGUUUGUGCCGAUCAGCAUUCUCGACGACCCAAUUUUCAUCGUUGUUUGCUUCCUCAUUACUGGAGCCCCGUCGGCACUGCAAUUGGCCCAGAUCUGCCAAAUCAACAAUGUCUACAUCGGUGCCAUGUCUAAACUUCUUUUCCAGAGCUAUGUUGUCUGGAUCCUUCCCUCAACCCUUGUGCUGGUCGUCUGCGCCCUGGAGGUUCUUGAAUGGGCUGCCGCUUAG
This is a messenger RNA of Penicillium waksmanii, 1722 nucleotides long. Its product is annotated as Auxin Efflux Carrier superfamily. The transcript is spliced from 4 exons. The record is from RefSeq and is a predicted model, not a curated record. Lineage: Eukaryota; Fungi; Ascomycota; Eurotiomycetes; Eurotiales; Aspergillaceae. Gene Ontology annotation, cellular component: endoplasmic reticulum; membrane. Gene Ontology annotation, biological process: transmembrane transport. Bases 1 to 1722 code for a protein of 573 amino acids.